Rhinocladiella mackenziei CBS 650.93 is the source of this 1182-nucleotide messenger RNA. Its product is annotated as allantoicase. Lineage: Eukaryota; Fungi; Ascomycota; Eurotiomycetes; Chaetothyriales; Herpotrichiellaceae. Gene Ontology annotation, biological process: allantoin catabolic process. The coding region runs from base 1 to 1182 and encodes 393 amino acids. The record is from RefSeq and is a predicted model, not a curated record. Gene Ontology annotation, molecular function: allantoicase activity. The transcript has a single exon.
AUGGAAGUCCACAUCCAACCACAAGAGAUUUCCGAGACUGUACUAGACCAAGCGGUUCCUUUAUCCACACCCAAGUCAUGUGUGACAGUGACACCUGUGCCGGCGGCCCUGAUCGACAGUACAUUCUCGUCCUCUACGAUCCUGACGACCACGGUGCUCGGUGCCCAAGUCCUUUCUUUCUCUGAUGAGUACUUCGCCUCCGCUACGAAUGUGCUCACGCCCGGCCCUCCGAUCCGCAAGCCAGGGUACUUCAUACACACCGGCGCAUGGUAUGAUGGAUGGGAGACAAGAAGACAUAAUCCGAAAGAGUUCGAUUGGGUAGUGAUCAAGCUUGGGUGCGUGGGGACGAUAGAUGCUGUAGAAGUGGACACCGCGCAUUUCAAUGGCAAUGAGGCUCCAUUCGCUGGGUUGGACGGGUGUUUUCUCACCCCGGAACAAGAGGAGGGCAGUGGAGUGGAAAAGGAGGAAUUUCAAGGCUGGGUGGAAGUACUGCCACCCUCCAAGUGCGGACCCAGCCAACGUCAAGCCUGGAGGGUUUCCGGGCCAGGAGUCACAGGGAAAGAGUUCACGCACCUCAGGUUAAAGCAGUAUCCCGAUGGAGGGAUUGCGCGGUUGAGGGUAUAUGGCCAGGUCGUUCCUCCGCCCCUCCCUGCGAGUGCAGCAGCGGGAGAGAGGCCCGUCGAAGACCUUGCCAGUGCUCUCAACGGUGGUGUGGCCAUUGAAUGCUCCGAUCAGCAUUUCGGCGGCAAGUCAUACCUGCUUCUGCCGGGGCGGGGAAAGGAUAUGGGCGACGGCUGGGAGACUGCACGCAGCAGGACCAAAGGUCACACGGACUGGGUUAUUGUCAGGUUGGGAUUGAAAGGAAGGAGUAUCGAGAAGGUCGUUGUCGACACAAAGGAUUUUCGAGGGAACUUCCCCAGGGCGGUCAAGGUGGAAGCCUGGUCAACUGAGGUUGCGAAAGCGGCAUUGGGAACGGAAGCUGAUCCCAAGGCCCAGGAUGUUGGUUGGGUGCCGCUGAUUCAGGGUGAACAGCCUUGUCAAGCUGACACAGAGCAUGUUUUUGAGACAGGAGAAUUGGUAGUGUCUAAGGCUCCUGAGGGAAAGGUCUGGACGCACGCGAAGAUGACGAUCAUCCCGGACGGUGGUGUGAAGAGGUUAAGGAUAUUUGGAAAGAGAGCGUAA